Paramecium pentaurelia is the source of this 392-nucleotide messenger RNA. The record is from the annotation of a GenBank genome assembly. Lineage: Eukaryota; Ciliophora; Oligohymenophorea; Peniculida; Parameciidae.
AAUGAAGUACGUUGCUGCAUAUGCCUUGCUUGUUUUAGGAGGAAACAACCAACCCAGUAUUAUUACAUCUCUAUUGAUUAGCUGAGGCUUAAGUUACUUAAUUGCUCAAAGAGGCUGGAGUUGAACCAGUUGCUGCAGAUGUCCAAUUAGUUGUCGAUGCAUUAAAAGGAAAGAGCUUGGCUGAUGUUAUUAAGGAAGGAUCAAAGUAACUCACAAGCUUGUCAGUCGGAGGAGGAGCUUGUAAUUCUGAUUUCUAAGUUUUUAGCAUAAAGCUCAGCCCCAGCUGCCUAAGCAACUCAAGCACCAAAAGCAGAAGCACCAAAAGCUGAAGCACCAAAGAAGGUUGAAGAACCCGAAGAAGAUGUUGAUAUGGGAGGACUCUUUGAUUGAGC